AGUGCACCCUGGCCUCGGGUGGAGAGACCAAGCGUAAUCUUCUACCGUUAUCUCAAAAAAUGGGAGGGCGCAGCUGCUUGAACCUCCUCCCUUGCUCGACCUCCACACCCUGCAGAGCCAGCGCGGCCGCUUCGUCAUGCCGCUACUUCGUCCACCACCACCGCACCAGAGCGCGCGUGCAGGCCUCCACCGGGAGGAGAGGCGCGGCCAAGGUCUCCUGCUCCGCUGCCUCCGGGCAGGCGCCGCCGUCGCAGAGCACAAUCAAGGUGGUCAUCGUCGGCGCCACAAAGGAGAUCGGAAGGGCGGCGAUCGCGGCGGUGAGCAUGGCGAGGGGGAUGGAGCUCGCGGGCGCCAUUGAUACCCAGUGCAUUGGGCAAGAUGCAGGAGAGAUAAGUGGCAUGGAAGAACCCUUGGAGAUCCCCGUGCUCAAUGAUCUCACCAUGGUUCUGGGAUCCAUAGCACAGGUACUAGUUUGCAUCUUCACUGUGAAAUGUAGGUUUGUCGUAUGUAUGAUUCUUUCCGGGAGAGCGUUAACGCGCGCUGACCGCAAAUUCUGCUCUUUUCAGUCAAGAGGAACUGGCGUGGUUGUCGAUUUCAGUGAACCUUCUCUUGUCUACGACAAUGUCAAGCAGGCAGCAGCAUUUGGCUUAAGCAGCAUCGUAUACGUUCCAAAAAUUGAGAUGGAUACAGUGACUGAACUGUCAGCAUUCUGUGAGAAAGCAAGCAUGGGUUGCUUGGUCGCUCCGACGCUAUCAAUAGGCUCGGUACUCCUUCAACAAGCUGCAAUCCAAGCAUCAUUCCACUACAACAAUGUCGAGAUUGUGGAAUCAAGACCUAACCCAUCGGACUUGCCAUCGCAAGAUGCAAUACAGAUUGCAAACAACAUAUCUGAUCUUGGUCAGAUAUACAACAGGGAAGAUAUGGACUCUGAUAAUCCAUCAAGAGGUCAGGUACUCGGAGAAGAUGGAGUACGUGUGCACAGCAUGGUUCUUCCGGGGAUUGCUUCAAGCACAUCCGUCAUUUUGUCAGGUCCUGGAGAGAUUUACACCUUGAAGCAUGAUGUUACAAAUGUUCGGUGUCUUAUGCCAGGACUAAUUCUGGCAAUACGGAAAGUGAUUCGGUUGAAGAACUUGAUCUAUGGUCUGGAGAAGUUCUUGUAGGAAAUGACGGACUUGCACAUGAAGAGAACCACAGUUUUUGACAUUCCAGCUGUUCAUGAUAAGAGAUAAAUGAGAUCAAAUCAAUUCUUUGGCUCAUAAUCAGAAGCAGCGCCAGUGGCAAGGCGAGAACCCUAUGAACGGGAUGCAGAGUUUUGAGAAGAAUCGCUCAGCAAACAUAAGAUGACACUUCUGAUAGCGCUCCAGGGAAAAACGCAAGCUGUUGACAUGCUCUCAGGGGUUACCUGAUGGCUUGCUCUAGCUGUUGACAUGCUCUAAGGGGUUUACUUGAUGGCUCGCUAUAGUUGUCGAGUUUUUUUUUUCAGAAACACUCUUAAAGAAAAAUUAUACGUGUACGCACUAGGGUGUGGAUCCUUGCUAGUGUAUCCUUUUUUCAA
This is a messenger RNA of Lolium rigidum, 1555 nucleotides long. Its product is annotated as dihydrodipicolinate reductase-like protein CRR1, chloroplastic. Gene Ontology annotation, cellular component: chloroplast stroma. Gene Ontology annotation, molecular function: 4-hydroxy-tetrahydrodipicolinate reductase activity. Bases 60 to 1160 code for a protein of 366 amino acids. The transcript is spliced from 9 exons. The record is from RefSeq and is a predicted model, not a curated record. Lineage: Eukaryota; Viridiplantae; Streptophyta; Magnoliopsida; Poales; Poaceae.